Dioszegia hungarica is the source of this 354-nucleotide messenger RNA. RefSeq lists its product as uncharacterized. Bases 1 to 354 code for a protein of 117 amino acids. The record is from RefSeq and is a predicted model, not a curated record. The transcript has 4 exons. Lineage: Eukaryota; Fungi; Basidiomycota; Tremellomycetes; Tremellales; Bulleribasidiaceae.
AUGCCCAGGGAGGGCUCUCCCACUUCCAGAGCCACAGUGAGCCUUUGCGCCCUGGAACAGACAUCUCUCCGAAUGUACAUGCCAUCAUUGAUGACGUCUGCCUGUACAUCGACUACAGCUAGCUCACAGCCUCAGCCUCAUGGAAAUGGAGCUGUCGCUGCGGCAGCCAAGACUGCGCGCCAGAGGGAGGAAGCGUAUGAAGGAGGUGGCGCCCCUUGCGUCGAGGGCUGGACCAGCUGGCGGGGUCUAGUCCGAGCCUGGUACGGGUUGGGGACGGGACUGAAGGUGUGGGCUAGUCUGGGGAUGGGGACAGCCAGGAUACGGUCAGCGGCUGUCAGCGGGCUCAGUGAAUAG